UUUCUCAACUGUAACAGCAGAAGAGAUUCUAAAACUCAUCCAGUCUUGCAAUCCUACCACCUGCCCAUUGGAUCCACUCCCUUCCACUUUGCUGCAGACCAUCUCGCAAGACCUUCUGCCCUUCAUUACAACUAUCACCAAUAGAUCCAUAGCAUCUGGUCAGGUACCAACUACCUUCAAGAGAGCAAGGGUUAUUCCCAUCCUGAAGAAACCUGCUCUGGAUCCAUCAGACAUCAGUAACUACAGACCGGUAUCACUUCUCUCGUUUCUUUCAAAAAUUCUUGAACGCAUUGUCUUUAAUCAACUGUCUGUCUAUCUCUCACAGAACAACCUCCAAGACCCCAACCAGUCUGGCUUUAAAGCAGCUCAUUCCACAGAGACAGCCCUUUUAGAUGUCUCUGAGAAACUACAUGCUGCUAGAUCAGCCAAUCUCUCAUCUGUCCUUAUCCUCCUUGACCUUUCAGCAGCGUUUGAUACGGUCAACCAUAAGACUCUCUUAGCCACCCUCAGGAGUCUUGGGAUAUGCGGAUCAGCUUGGGAAUGGUUCGCUUCCUACCUGGAAGGACGCUCAUAUCAGAUGCCACAGCUUCUGACCGGAUCUCUGCAUGUCUGGCAGAAAUUUCAUCAUGGAUGACUGCUCAUCAGUUAAAGCUUAAUCCUAGCAAAACUGAGCUGCUCUUCAUCCCAGGUGAUUCAUCCCCAGGUCAUGAUCUUGCUAUAUCCUUGCACAACGAUCUGAUCUCCCCUUCAGCCACAGCUCGCAACCUUGGGGUAACCAUGGACAAUCAACUGUCCUUUUCCUCUCAUGUUGCUAAUGUGACUCGCUCAUGUCGGUUUCUUCUCUACAACAUUAGAAGGAUUCGACCAUUUCUGUCCACACAGGCUGCUCAGGUACUUGUUCAGUCUCUUGUCAUUUCUAGACUGGAUUACUGCAAUGCACUGCUGGCAGGUCUACCUAUGAACGCAAUCCGUCCUCUGCAAAUGAUCCAAAAUGCAGCUGCCCGGCUUGUUUUCAACCUGCCAAAGUUCUCUCAUACCACCCCGCUGCUGCGAUCCCUCCACUGGCUUCCGGUAGCUGCACGCAUCAGAUUCAAAACACUGAUGCUGGCCUACAAAGCCAAAAAUGGACCAGCUCCCUCUUACCUCAAAGCCCUCAUCACUCCUCGCACUGCACCCCGCACCCUCCGAUCUACCAGCACUGCUCGACUGGUUCCACCAUCUCUCAGGGUAAGAGGCAAGUAUACUACAAGACUCUUCUCUGUACUGGCACCAAGGUGGUGGAACGAACUUCCCCUAGAGGUCCGGACAGCUGAGUCACUGGCUAUUUUCAAGCGGCGGUUGAAGACCUACUUAUUCAGGAAACACUUCAACUAGCACUUCUUUCAUUAUCUUUUGCAUUUAAAAAAAAAAAAAAAAAAAAA
This is a messenger RNA of Tachysurus vachellii, 1421 nucleotides long. RefSeq lists its product as uncharacterized. The transcript has 2 exons. The record is from RefSeq and is a predicted model, not a curated record. The coding region runs from base 523 to 1374 and encodes 283 amino acids. NCBI's taxonomy places the organism in Eukaryota, Metazoa, Chordata, Actinopteri, Siluriformes, Bagridae.